AUGAUUUUAUAUCAAAUAUGUAUCUAUUCUGGUGCACACCAAACCAAAUUAUUCUGGGUGAUAUAUUUUCAAGACUACAACGAAUGCAGGGGCAAAAAUCUAUGCGAUGAGAACGCGAUAUGCACAAAUACUCAUGGAAGCUAUCAAUGUAAAUGCAAGUCUGGGUUUCGUGGUGACGGAAGAGUCUGUUUUGAUGUGGACGAAUGUACGGAGAAAAAGCCAUGUUCAAAAGAAGCAAAAUGUGUCAACACUCCUGGAUCAUUUACUUGCACUUGUAACAAAGGUUUUGAGGGAGACGGGAUAAAAUGCAAAGACGUUGAUGAAUGCAAAGACGGGAAUAAUGACUGCUCAUAUUAUGCAAAAUGUUCAAACUCCCCUGGAUCCUUUUCGUGUCAAUGUAAGCAAGGUUAUCUUGGCAAUGGAAAAGUAUGCACAGAUAUUGACGAGUGUUCAAAAAAUCAAAACACUUGUCACAAGGAAGCUAAAUGUAUAAACACAUCACCAGGCUACCGUUGCUAUUGCAGACAGGGAUUCAAAUCAUUUGAGGAUGGAAGGCGCUGUGAAGACGUGGAUGAAUGUAAAAGCAAGACAUAUUGUUCAAAACACGCAACAUGUGAUAAUACCAUGGGAUCAUUUCAGUGUUCUUGUAAUUCUGGCUAUAGUGGCAAUGGAAAAUUUUGUAAUGACAUAAAUGAAUGUGAGAACAAGGGGCAAUGCUCACCCCAAGCAAAGUGUGAAAACACCGCUGGAUCCUACAAAUGUACUUGUAAAAAUGGUUUUUAUGGUGACGGUAAAGAAUGCCGAGACGUGGAUGAAUGUUCACGCGAUGUGUGUUAUUCACUAGCGAAUUCAAAAUGUGUGAACACAGUUGGUUCGUAUCAAUGCCAAUGUUUACACGGAUUUUCAAGAAGCAAAAUGCAUUGUGGAGACAUAGAUGAAUGUCUUGACGAGGAGAUACUAGAUAACUGCGGGAAUUAUACAAUAUGUAUCAAUUAUGCCGGAGGAUUCGAAUGCGAAUGCAAAGAAGGAUAUGAGCGUUACACAGGGACAGGAGAAUGCCAGAAAGAAGAUGUUGUGAAAUUGCCAUUUUACGAGCAAGACUAUGUCAAAUUCACCGUUCCCACAAUGGUCGUUGCCUUAGUCUUGCUCUUGAUUAUUUGCUGUUGUAAGUGUUGCUGCGGGAAAAAGGAGAAGGAUUCGAAAAAGACUAAUGACGAAGAUGAACAGGCUCUUUUGUACGCAGCUGAAAUGCCUUUUUUACCAAUGAAUGUACCACCAAUUCCAACAAAUAUUUCUAUGGUAUCCACAUAUUCCGAAGUGGAUUAUGACGAUGACAACACGUACGAAUAUUUUGAGUAA
Molecule: messenger RNA, 1359 nt
Organism: Dendronephthya gigantea
Lineage: Eukaryota; Metazoa; Cnidaria; Anthozoa; Malacalcyonacea; Nephtheidae
Product: adhesion G protein-coupled receptor E2-like
Exons: 11
Coding region: 1-1359 (452 amino acids)
Molecular function (GO): calcium ion binding
Source: RefSeq, a predicted model, not a curated record